ACGUCCCAGCCGGCCAGCGGAAAUCAAAUGACCAACACCGUCGCCUAAGUUGAACUGUGCCCCAUCGGAGCUCAAUCGGCGGCGGCAUUUCUCGUUUUCUCACCCACUGGAUCUAAGCAAAUUAAGUCCGUCCAGUGCUUCAAAAUCUCGCAAUCCAGACCCCAAAAUCCCUAUUCAAGAUGAACUGAAGCAGAUCUCAUCCACGGUCCCAGAACCAGGACAACCCUCGAAAUCAACAAAUCGCCGCUCGAGAAGGCCCGGAGAAGAAACCCCCGACGAGGAAUUAUCAGGUGAGGCUCUUUAUCUACUUCCCGCUUCUUUUGACAUGGCGGCUCCACCGCCGAUGGGCGCGAACAUGAUUGAUGCCUCGGUGGCUUCGCCAUCCAACCCUGCCAAGCGCUUCCCCAAGCGGAAGAAGGGUCAUAACGCAAAGAGGCUACAGGCUAUAGAAAAGAAAUUAGUUGCCCUUAACAGGAGUUUGAACCCCAUCCCCUUUAAGCCCACCAUGUUUUUUAAUUUUAACAAACACGAGAAGCUGUUGAAGCAUCUGGGAUUGUGGGACUUUGUCCACAUUGAGUUCGAUCAGAAUAUUCGGGCCGAUUUGAUUGUGCAGUUGGUUGCUUGGUAUGAUCCUAGACUUAGGUGUAGCUAUGUGAAUGGAUGUAGGAUCGGUGUGAAUAGAGCCGAUUUAGGACGGGCUCUCAAGUUGCAUGUGAAGAAGGAGAAGGGUAAUGACUUGGACGGGGAGCCCUUCUCCGAUGAAUCCAUUGAAUUCAUUGAGAAUUUUGUGUUGAAUUGGGUGUUAUUGCACGAGGACUCAUGGAUAAUGCCGGAUGAGGUGGUGAGAUGCAUGAGACUCAUCAAGAACAAGCACCCAGAGAAGGUGGACUGGCCUGGGUUGUUCUGGUUCAUGGUGGAGAAAGAGUUGUGGUGUUGGGAGAAGUUGGAGGACUGUUACUAUGCUUCGCAUUUGCAGUGUUUAAUCAGGUCACAAUGUGAAGCUCUGUUGUUAGUCGAGAAGCCCGAUAUGGCUCAAAACAAAGAGGGGUUUUUAAAUGAGGCUGAGAAGGCACAACCCGUUAGGGAAUUGUUGAGCGAGGAACCUCAGAAGGCACCACUCCUUAAAGACAAUGUCUUUGGUAAUGAACCUGAAAAGUUGCAAAGCAAAGAUGGGAUGCUUACAGAUGAGGACAACAAUGUGGGAGGAGACAACAAGCAAGACGAAGAGGAACAUGAUGUGAAAGAGGGUCAAGAAGAAGGGGUUGUUAUGUUGAAAGAGCCAAAUCUUGAACUCACACUAGGCCCGGCUAUGGAAGAUGUGGAGGUGAUAGCUUCUGAGGAGCACGUAGAAGAAGUAGAAGAACAUAGGUUUUUUGGGAAGCAUUACAGCAAGAAAGUUGACAAUGAAAAGGAGAUAAAGGAAAAAGAGAAAGAAUGGGUUGAUGAUGCUUUUGCUUUUAUGCACAAUGUUGAGAUUGUUGUUGGGGAGAUACAUCAAGCUACAAAUAUUCCAUUUCCUUUGGGGCCAAUCGAGGUAUAUUUGCAGUUUAUGAAUUAUGUGAAGGCCUUGAAAGCCAAGUUUAAGGUUCCGGAGAGGGUUCUCAAAAGGAAGUCCUCCAAGGGUGAAGGCCAAGAGAAGCGCCGGAAGAAGGCUCCCUUACCCCUGGCUUCCCCCAUCAAAACAUCUUCUCACCCUCCACCACCCAAGAAGAAUGCACCUCCUUCUCCAUCACCUAAUCAGGAUAGGGAGGUUCUUCUUUUUAAAAUGGCCAACAGGUCCACCAACCAGAACCAGUGGGAGUGCCAUAAGCGCACUGUGGAAGAUCUCCCUGGGUGUUUGGAGGGAAGGUUCACAGAGAAGACAGCAGAGGGUACCCCACAACAGUCCCCGGCAAAGGAAGGAGAUGAGAUGGCAAACCGGGAACACAUUUUCAAUUCUCUUCACAGCUAUGAGCCAACACGGGCAGUCCUCAACAACAGAGCAAAUGAGGUGGGGGAGGUGGAGAUCAAAACCCUUGACCACAAACUCAGGGAGGUUGAAAUCGUCCUGCACCCAGAGAGGUCUGAGUCUGAGGAGUGGGCCAUCUUUGAAAGAGAGCAGCGGAUCAAGUCACUCCAGGCGCAGCUUGAAGAAGCCAAGCAUGCCGCCAAGGCCGCGGAGGACAGUGCAGCCCAAGUUACCCAAGCUGCAGAGACUGCGUCCUUGAUUGCAGAGGGGAAGCUGAUCAUAGCGGCGAACAACGCCCGGCGUGCAGAGGACAGGGCUCAAGCCGCGGAGGCCAGGGCACAGAAGGCUGAAGAGACCUCCCAGCGCAUGGUUGAACACCUGCACAAGGUGCUCAAGGAUCUAGAGGCCCGGCUCCUUGCAGGCCGGUGCUGCAAAUGCACGGGAAGCUGCAGCGCUUCAGAGGUACGCAGGCCCUCCUUAUAAUAGGAAGAUAGAGAAAAUGCACGGCCAAACAGCUCGAGAAUCCAAAUUUCCAAUCCUUCAUGAAAGCAAACGACCAAAGGUCUUUGUUCGGGGAGUUGUAGACCCAAUCAUCGAAUUCCGCGCAAGAAGCGCGAAGAAGUCAAUUUAGAGAAGAUCUCAAUGGUUGUUGUUUCUCUUAAAAACUAUUUGAGAGCCCCAAAGGAGUAUGCAUGUCCCCUCUCAACCUCACCCUAUUAUCUUCCGCGCAAGAAGCGCGAAGAAGUCAAUUUAGAGAAGAUCUCAAUGGUUGUUUCUCUUAAAAACUAUUUGAGUUAACUUUGACAAACUUAAUUUUGUGGUUAUUUAUAAACAUCAAAUCUUACUCAAAGUCGUGGCUAAUGAUAUACAGGAAUUCGAUGAUUGGGUCUACAACUCCCGGAACAAAGACCUUUGGUCGUUUGCUUUCAUGAAGGAUUGGAAAUUUGGAUUCUCGAGCUGUUUGGACCGUGCAUUUUCUCUAUCUUCCUAUUAUAAGGAGGGCCUACGUGCCAUUUCUGGGCAUGUU
Messenger RNA from Cuscuta campestris, 2975 nucleotides. NCBI's taxonomy places the organism in Eukaryota, Viridiplantae, Streptophyta, Magnoliopsida, Solanales, Convolvulaceae. The record is from the annotation of a GenBank genome assembly.